AUGAUGCGACUGGCGACGACGAGCCAGGCGCCGCUGUCGAGCUGGCCACUCACGCCCGACAGCUCGCACUCGUCGACGGAGGAACCACUCGCUCCUCCUCCUCCUCGCUCGCCGCGCUCUUCUUCGCGCCAGGGAGGGAGCGCAUUCAGCCCAGCGACGGCGAGCACGAGCACGAGCACACACCGUCGCCCUCGAACCUCGUCCGCCGUCUCGACCUCGUCCACCGGCGCCCCUGCGCGCUCACGCUUCCCGUCGUUCUCCUUCUCUCGCAACGCAAAGCAGCCUCUCCCGGCCUCGCCGCCGCCCUCGCCGCCACGCACGAGCGCAGGGAACCGCGCGUCGGUCCUGCUCGACUCGCGACUCAUGGCUGCAGCCAUCGUCGACGCCGCAGUCGACGAGGAGACCUGUCCUAUCUGCCUCGAACUCCUCAGCCUCCGCCUCGCAGGCGAGAAGCCUCACGUCGUCCCAGUCUGCGGUCACCGCUUGCAUCACUCGUGCUUCGAGGCUGUCUACGGCGAUGUCAGGGCUGCAAAGGCAAGGACGAGCGGGAGUCUGGGACUGUGCGGAGUCUGCAGGAGGGACAUGAAGAUUGGAGACGGGAGCGAGGCGCCAGGAAAGGGCAACAAGUUCGCCAAGCUCAGUGGUCUGCCAGCUGCCGCCUCCUCCCGCGGCGGUCCUGCUGCAAGCAUGCGAGGAAGCCGACCUGACCCUCUCUUCGACGACGACCCUCCUCGACCCGAGAUCCAGGACGACGACCUCGUCCAGUACCCGCUCCCCUUGUCCUCUGCCUACAUGCCCUUCGCGCCGCAUUCGAACAUCCGCGAGAGUACGAGCACCGGCACGGCGAGCACCGUGACCAGCGGCAGUCUCGCACGACGAGGGAGCGGCGACAACGGCGUCGCCUCGACCGUCGAGAUCGUCAAGCCCGUCGUGGCUGUUCGAGCCGAGCACACCUCUGUCGACCGCAGCUACGAGCGCGACAAGAAGCAGCACUUGACCUGCAUGGUCUCGAUUCACAUGCCGUCGCGGUAUCCUCCUCCCCCUCAGUUCGCCAACCUUGACAGCGCGCCUCUCAAUGACCCCUCAAACGGUCGAGCUCCUCCCCCUCCGCCCCUGAAUCGACCGCCGUCGAAUCCUCCCGGAUCCGUUCGCUCCCUCCCUCGCUCGUCUUCCCCUUCGUCCUCUGUCUACUCCGCCUACGCUUUCGGCGCGACCGGCGCACCGUCACCCGCUCAGCACAACCCCUUCGCAACCGUCGUCGACGACCUCCUCAAGCGCAUGGCAGACUGGAAGGGCCACUCGCCCGAAGAGUUCGGCCAGUUGCGCCUGUACGACACGGUCAACGUCCGCAAGGACGCUGCGACGCGCGAAUUCAUCGUCUAUCUCUUCGAGGAGGCGAUCUUGUGCGUCAUCGACGACAAGCGCAAGGGUAUCGCAGGAAAGCUGGUCGACGCAGUUACGCCCGGCGGCGAGGGGGACAAGCUCCGCCUCAAAGGCCGCGUCUACAUCCGCCACAUCCGCGCCGUCGCAGACUCGUCCAAAGGCGACGAGUUGUCUCUCACGAUCACGAUGAACGACGACGCCGUCGCCGAGUUCGUCAUGCUCUUCAAGGAGCGGACGAGCCUCGAGGUCUGGAAGGCGCAGAUCGAGAUCCUCCUUCGACAGGUGCACGCUUCGCCGACCGACUCGGGAUAUCCGGAGACGCCUGCGUCGGCGCGGAUGCCAGACAGGCGGGACGUCAUCAGCGAGGUGUCGAGUUCGGAUGCGUCGAGGUUGACGGCUUUCUCGGGCUACACCCGCACGACGAGCACCAGUAUCGGCCCGUCUGCGUCGGUCAUUUACGAGGUCGACGAGUCGGGCACGGGCGACGAGUUUGGUCGGUUCGCGCAGAACGCGGCGUACGGCUCGUCAGGGUUCAAGUCGGUCGUCUACGGGCAAUCUUCGCUCGGUCGAUCCGGCUCCGUCACGACCUCCAGCACGAUUCAUGACCCUCCGCGUAACUUCACGCCCCUCGACUUGAUGCUCAUCAUCUCUGUCCCUGCGCCAGGCUCGGGAAACCUCAAGACCGACAUCCUCAAGAACUCGCUCGAUUUUCUUAUCAAUCACGUCGGACCUCGAACACGCGUUAGUGUCGUCACCUACACCGUCGGCGAAGGCUCGAGAGGCGUGUUGCGCAAAACGCCGUUCAUUGCGGUUGGAAAGGCCGAGGGGAAGAAGCGGCUCGAGAAGGUUGUCGAGGAGCUGGGCUGCGAGGGGGAGGACUUGACGAGCAUGAUUGAGCACAAGGAGGAGAGAGUCAACGUCGUGACGGCGACCAACGUCGCGCUUGAUGUCGUCUUGCAGCGAACGGCCAAGUCCGCCCUGACCGGCAUGAUCAUCGUCAACGACGGUCGUGACGGCGCGCAGAAGCAGCAGAUGGACCUUGUCAUGGCACGGGCAGAGGCAGCCAACGUCCCGAUACACACGAUCGGCUACGGCAAGACGCACGACCCGGCGAGCCUUUGGCUUCUCUCGAACCACUCGAACGGUAGCUACACCUUCGUGAAGGACUUCUACGACCUGCGAGACGCGCUGGCCGGCAUCGUCGGCGGCAUCCUCUCGAUCGCGGCCACCAACGUCCGCCUGCACAUCAAGGUCCCCGAAAGUCGCCUCUUCCGCAUCCGCAAAGUCUCCGGUACACCGGGCGCCAUCGUUUCUCGAACCGGAACAGACGUCGACAUCGAAGUUGGCGAGCUGCGGUUCGGCGAGCGAAAGGACUUGAUCGUCGAGGUGGAGAUGUCGCUCGGAGGGUUCGGCGACCAGCCGCAUGAGCAGCGGCGAGAGAGGCCGCAGGUGCCGGAGUUCUCGACGUCGACGGACGCCUUCUUCCUCUCGAAGGCGGGCAUCAAUCCGGCAGCGCUCGACGAGUACAGCAGCGCGGCAAGCCUGUACGACGAGGAGUACGAUGCGAUGCCUGAUGAGGCGCCGUUGUUCGAGGUCAACGCGGCGUACCGUGAUCCGGCCGCCGGCAAGAACAUCUCGCGCCUUAAUCCGACGCCCGUCCUUCUCACCAUCACCGUCAACCCUCCGCCAUCGCACCCUCGCUCGCAGCAACCUCCUGCAGCGCCCGAGAUCGUCCGUCGACGAAUGGAGCUCCUCGUUUCCGACAUGCUCAGCCGCGCCCUCCUUCUCAUGACCCGGCGGAACGAUGCUCAAGCCGCUCGCCUGCUGGAAGAGACGAAGCGCAUCAUCGCUGCUGUCUCGUCGUCGCCGCUCGUCGCGUCGGCGGCUGGACAAGGCGGAUCGACCGGUCGCGGGCAGACUCGUCGAGGAUCGCUCGCCUCGCAGGCGCUCGUCCACUGCACCCUCCAGGCGCUGUCGGAGGACGUCGACGUUGUCCACGAGGCGUGCUCGGAUCGCGAGCUGUUCGAGACGACAGGUCGAUACCUCGCUGCUCAGCAGGCCGUCGUCUUGCGGGAUCAGCGGGCGUGGACGGCCAAGACGGCAACUGAGCGGCUGAUGUGGCGGGCGGACAACUCGCUGUGGCUCGUCAGCAAGAGUCGCGACUGGGUCAGCGUAUGA
Rhodotorula toruloides NP11 is the source of this 3561-nucleotide messenger RNA. Its product is annotated as von Willebrand RING finger domain-containing protein. Bases 1 to 3561 code for a protein of 1186 amino acids. Gene Ontology annotation, molecular function: guanyl-nucleotide exchange factor activity. The transcript has 7 exons. Lineage: Eukaryota; Fungi; Basidiomycota; Microbotryomycetes; Sporidiobolales; Sporidiobolaceae. The record is from RefSeq and is a predicted model, not a curated record.